AUGUCAUUUCUUACCAAGAAUCGAAGAACAAGUCUCCCCCAAGAUGCCCCCGAAAUCCGCGAAGAUCAAUUUCCCGCUGCUCAGCUCGGUCUCCUAGCACUGGUUCGAGUCGCAGAACCAAUUGCUCUCACCUCGAUACUUCCAUACGCAUGGAAACUCGUCACCAACUUCCAGGUUGGCUCCGAAGCGAAUGCACCGUUCUUCGCCGGUCUGCUCAUCUCCGCCUUUUCGCUCGCUGAAGCAUGCUCGGGCAUGUACUGGGGCUCAGUCUCCGAUCGCAUAGGUAGAAAACCCGUUGUUAUACUUGGGUGUCUAGGAACAAUGUCUUCUUUGCUACUUGUUGGCUUAGCUCCUAAUUUCUGGGUCGCCCUUCUGGGUCGGAUCAUCGGCGGUGCGCUUAAUGGUAACAUCGGCGUUAUCCAGACCAUGGUGGGAGAGUUGGUCAAACGACCCGAACAUGAACCAAAGGCGUAUGCAGUCAUGCCGUUUGUAUGGAGCAUUGGUACUAUCAUAGGCCCAUCGAUCGGCGGAUAUUUUGCUGAGCCCGCUCGAAACUUUCCAUCUGUCUUCAGCCCCACUGGUUUUUUUGCCAAGUUCCCUUAUUUACUUCCAAACAUUAUCUGUGCCUCUCUACUCCUACUCUCUAUCUUGAUGGCAUAUUUCCUUCUAGAGGAGACUCACCCAGACAAGCAGCCUCGAGGCUAUUUCGAACAAUACGACCCAGGCGUUGCAGAGACGCCGCUUCUCCCAGCCCAGGGUGCGACAGCUGAUGCAGCCGCAAACUUGACAGCAGAUUCUUACGGCACUUUCAACGCCGUAGAGGUUGAACACGACGAAAUCUGGCGUGUGCGCUCUAACGGAGAUUGGGUAGAAUCGCCAACAGAUGAGAAGGUCUUCACACGUCCAGUCAUCUUAUUCGUCGUAGCACUGGGGAUCUUCACAUACCAUUCCAUGACAUACGAUCACCUCCUUCCCAUCUUCCUCCAGGACAAACGCGCUGACAGUGACAUGAACGCACUGGACAUCUCGCCUUCUUCUUUGGGCGGUGGUCUUGGUAUCCCUAUUCAGAACGUGGGCAUCAUCCUUUCUCUUAACGGCAUCAUUCAGCUCGCGAUCCAGGGCUUCGUCUUCCCUCUAUUGGCGGAUUGCUUUGGUGUAUGGCGCCUGCUCCUCGUGGUUACGCUCGCACAUCCGAUUGCAUACUUUAUUGUUCCCUUCCUGCAGCUUCUACCCGAAAACUUGCUCUACCCCGGUCUAUUCGCUUGCCUGACCGUGCGAAAUCUGACAUCGAUCCUGGCCUUCCCACUUCUCCUGAUCAUGAUCAAAGAAGCUACGCCCGACAGGUCGCAUCUCGGAAGAAUCAACGGACUAGCAGCGUCGACAGGUGCUGCCUGCCGUACAGUGGCGAGCCCUAUUGCUGGCUUACUCUACGGUCUAUCUAUUGAGCUACACUUCACACCCUUGGCCUGGUGGGGUUCUGCCCUGGUCGCAAUCUGCGGAGCUCUCCAGGUGCCAUUCCUGAAUCGCGCCGCGCACGAGUGUCACGCUCGUGUUCGUAACGUAGCUAGCGACUAUCUUACCAAGGAACGUCGUCGGAGUGAAGUAGUGCACAUUGUGGUCGAAGACGAAUAG
Alternaria burnsii is the source of this 1632-nucleotide messenger RNA. RefSeq names its product mfs general substrate transporter. The transcript has 5 exons. The record is from RefSeq and is a predicted model, not a curated record. Bases 1 to 1632 code for a protein of 543 amino acids. Gene Ontology annotation, molecular function: transmembrane transporter activity. Gene Ontology annotation, biological process: transmembrane transport. Lineage: Eukaryota; Fungi; Ascomycota; Dothideomycetes; Pleosporales; Pleosporaceae.